Molecule: messenger RNA, 690 nt
Organism: Penicillium chermesinum
Lineage: Eukaryota; Fungi; Ascomycota; Eurotiomycetes; Eurotiales; Aspergillaceae
Product: putative oxidoreductase, short-chain dehydrogenase/reductase family
Exons: 3
Coding region: 1-690 (229 amino acids)
Molecular function (GO): oxidoreductase activity
Source: RefSeq, a predicted model, not a curated record
AUGUCUCUCUCCGGAAAGGUUAUCCUUAUCACUGGCUCUUCUCAAGGGAUCGGCAAAGCCGUUGCUCUGCACCUCGCCAGUAAAGGUGCCAGUAUCGUCAUCAAUUACAAUUCCAAUUCAGCCGAGGCCGAUAAAGUGGUCAACGAGAUCGGAUCGGAUCGAGCAAUUGCCAUCCAAGCCGACGCUGGAAACCUGGCCGACUUGGACCGUCUGGUCGAUACCACCGUCGCUCGGUUUGGUAAGAUUGAUGUGGUUGUUCCCAAUGCAGGCAUCUUGCCUAUGAGAGAUCUGGAGAGCACCAGUGAAGAGGACUUCGAUAAAACUUAUAAUUUGCUGGUGAAGGGGCCGUACUUCCUCGCCCAGAAAGCAGUGAAGCAUAUGCCAGCAGGCGGCCGUGUCAUCUUUGUUUCCAGCUCAGUUCUCAGCACCAGCUCCAUCGGCCCCGCAUACCUUCUUUAUGGAUCUGCGAAGGGUGCAAUUGAGGGUAUGACCCGUAUCAUGUCGAAGGACUUGGCGCGAAAGGGAAUUUUGGGCAAGUCAGAGCAAGUUCUCAAGACCGUUGCAGGAUUCAGUCCUUUCAACCGCAUCGGGGAGCCAAGUGAGAUUGCUUCAGUCUUGGGAUUCCUAGCAGGAGAGGACAGCAAAUGGAUGUCUGGCCAGAUUGUCCGAGUCAAUGGUGCUAUGGCAUAG